Zonotrichia albicollis (white-throated sparrow) is the source of this 1044-nucleotide messenger RNA. Lineage: Eukaryota; Metazoa; Chordata; Aves; Passeriformes; Passerellidae. The record is from RefSeq and is a predicted model, not a curated record.
UGUAGAGAUUGGUGAAAGUGUGAGAGGGGAAGAUGUGUAUAUUAUCCAGAGUGGCUGUGGAGAAAUAAAUGACAACUUAAUGGAGCUGCUCAUCAUGAUCAAUGCUUGCAAGAUUGCAUCAUCCUCCAGAGUGACUGCUGUAAUUCCAUGUUUUCCAUAUGCCAGGCAAGAUAAGAAAGACAAGAAGGGGUCCGUGGAGCGUUGGAGCCGUGCACCAAUCUCUGCAAAACUUGUUGCCAACAUGCUGUCAGUGGCAGGGGCUGACCACAUCAUCACCAUGGACUUGCAUGCUUCUCAGAUCCAGGGUUUCUUUGACAUUCCAGUAGAUAACCUGUAUGCAGAACCUGCAGUCCUGCAGUGGAUUAAAGAGAACAUUCCUGAGUGGAGAAACUGUAUCAUAGUCUCACCUGAUGCAGGUGGUGCAAAAAGGGUUACUUCAAUUGCUGACAGACUGAAUGUGGAAUUUGCACUCAUUCAUAAGGAAAGAAAGAGGGCAAAUGAAGUGGACAGAAUGGUCUUGGUUGGUGAUGUGAAAGACAGAGUGGCAAUUCUUGUUGAUGAUAUGGCUGACACAUGUGGCACAAUAUGUCAUGCAGCAGACAAGUUAAUGUCUGCUGGAGCUACUAAAGUUUAUGCCAUUCUGACCCAUGGCAUCUUUUCUGGUCCUGCCCUCUCUCGGAUUAAUAAUGCUUCGUUUGAGGCUGUUGUGGUAACCAACACAAUCCCCCAAGAGGAGAAAAUGAAACAUUGCCCAAAAAUACAGUUUAUUGACAUUUCCAUGAUCCUGGCAGAGGCAAUUCGAAGAACACACAAUGGUGAAUCAGUGUCUUACCUGUUCAGUCACGUCCCCUUGUAACUGCAGGGGAUUACACUGCAUCUUUGCAAAGGUCUCUUAAGCUAGCACUGUUUUUAACUAUGCACAUCAACCAUGAGAAAUUAUUAUCUUUGUACAAUUCGAGAGCUUGUAUGUUUAAUUAUCAUAUUUGUCUUGUAAUUAACAUUUGUUCUUUGUAAAUGGGCAAUAAACCUCCAUCUUGCAGAAAA